Colossoma macropomum (tambaqui) is the source of this 3437-nucleotide messenger RNA. It is a transcript of the gene atf7b, whose product is annotated as activating transcription factor 7b. Bases 198 to 1574 code for a protein of 458 amino acids. NCBI's taxonomy places the organism in Eukaryota, Metazoa, Chordata, Actinopteri, Characiformes, Serrasalmidae. Gene Ontology annotation, biological process: regulation of transcription by RNA polymerase II. The record is from RefSeq and is a predicted model, not a curated record. Gene Ontology annotation, molecular function: cAMP response element binding; DNA-binding transcription factor activity, RNA polymerase II-specific. The transcript is spliced from 12 exons.
UCGGGAUUUAUCCUCUUCUACUGUAAAUCUGUUACGUAACACGUUUAAUCUGGAGGCUGUAUCACCGCAGCGUAUCGCGAGGUUUCUGCUGUAGUGGAUGAAGGAGCAGUGAAGCCAGCAGCGGCGGAGGGAGAGAGAGAGGGGCGCAGAGAGAGGGAGGAGUGGCGGGAAGUGACACAGGAACUGUUUGAUGUAAAAUGGGGGACGAUCGACCUUUUGUGUGCUCAGCCCCAGGAUGUGGACAGCGGUUUACCAAUGAAGAUCAUCUGGCUGUGCAUAAACAUAAGCAUGAGAUGACCCUGAAGUUUGGACAGACUAGAACUGACACUGUUAUUAUUGCAGAUCAGACACCCACUCCCACCCGCUUUUUGAAGAACUGUGAGGAGGUGGGUUUGUUCAGUGAGCUAGAUGGCUCCUUUGAACAGGAGCUUCGCAAAACACAGGAGGAUGAGGAGAGGAGAGCCAAGACUACGCUUUCUGCUUUGCAAAUUCCAUCUGAAAUGGAGAGAGAAGGACCUCUGGAGAUUGACUCCUCACCUCCUGACAGCCCUUCAUCUGCUUCUAGCAUGACGGACAGCAAAGACUCAGUGACUCUGACGAAGGAGCCUAUUGCCUUGAGGAAGAGCAAGGAUAUGCCUCCAAGGACCACAGCAAGCUCUGCACCUACACCCACAAUAGUACGACCAGGGUCCCUCCCUCUUCACCUAGGAUACGACUCCAUGAACCCCACUCAACCCUCGCCUACUUCUGUCAUCACAAGGACCCCUCCCUCCAACAGACUCAGUUCUCCCUCUGGUUCCUUUCCUAUGAUGAUGCAGCUUCCAAAUGGUCAGACUGUUCCCCUGCUUCCCAGCCCUGGACAAACAUCAGUCAUAUCUUUGGCCCGGUCAUCCAAUACGGUGCCCAACAUCCCUGGCAUUCCUGGCCCUCCUAUUGGUGGAAGCAGCAGUGGUUCCUCCUCUCCAUCUGGAUACAGUUCUCAUAAUGAUGCCAAGAUGAGGCUGAAGGCAGCACUAUCACCACAGAGUGUUAGUGGACCAACACCGACCCAGAAAACCGAACCCAAUGAGACACCUUCACCAGCUCAACCACAGGUGUCUCCGGCUCCGCCUAGAGGUGGACGCAGGCGCCGGGGGCAGGAGACAGAACCUGACGAGCGCAGACGGCGCUUCCUGGAAAGGAACAGAGCCGCUGCCUAUCGUUGCCGGCAGAAGCGAAAAGUGUGGGUCAGUGCUCUAGAGAAGCGUGCAGAGGAGCUUGCCACAACUAAUGUCACACUCACGAAUGAAGUGUCUCUAUUGAGGACUGAGGUGACACGUUUGAAAGAAUUGCUGCUGGCUCAUAAGGACUGCCCUGUUACUGCCAUGCAGAAAAAAGCCUACCUAGCCGCAGGUGUUGAUGAGAGUGCAGUGUCAGCGAUGGUGUUGCCGGUCUCGGUUCCAGCUCCAGUAUCUGUAAACGGAUUGAGCAUGAGAGCAGCAGAGGCCGUGGCCGUUUUGGCUGGAAUGGGCUCUGGCCAGUGGAGCAGUCCAGCUGGAGACGUGCCGUCCCACUCACAGCCUACCUCCAGAUGAUGACCAUGUGCUUCAGCCUGUAAGGACAGGGCAUCUGUCUUGAGGAAGUAGGCCUGUGAAGGAAGUCCAUUGUCAGAUCUCUUCCCUCGGGAACUGUUAGUCAGAGUGUGUUUGUAAAUGCCCUUCGUAUGUGGCAAAUGGGAACAAUCGCUAUGACCUGACCACACCCAGUUUCUCACCUUCAGCGUAUCACAGUCUCUCCUGUUACUUUGGGCUACUGUAGCUAGAGAUUGCAGCUUUUUUUUCAUUGGACUAAGUGGCCUGAGUGUGUGACCUGUCGCAGGAUGUCGCUGGCAGACUAUACAGACUAGGACGCACUGCAGUAAAAGCUUGUAAAGACUCGCUAUGUUAUCUCACACCCAUGUACACACAUUUAGAGUCCUUCAGCACGCUUAUGCACUGUUGUGCUCACUUGAUAUUUUGUUGUUUGCAGGUGUUGCUCAUUUUACAUUUUUAAUCGACUCUAAAAUAUUUUUUUCUAAAUAUUUGACUGCAUGAUUCAAACCACAUAAGAUAGAUGAGUACCACAUUAUGCAGACACAUUUAGCAUUCUGUUGUUCUCUUUCUAAUGCUUUCACAUUUUUUUCUCUCCGUGUCUUGGUAAACCUAAAAUCAUUUCUCUCAGGUCUCUCCUGCUGUGUGGCUGUGGUAGUCAACGUGGAAAUUCUCUUGCCUCUUGUUAGAAUAACUGAAAGCCACAGAAUAGACUUGUCUGGAGAUGAAGAGCAAUAUAUUUUUAUAUUUGAAUGUCAUUAUCAGUCUGCAUUUUGCGGUCUAUGUAUGAGAUGUACGGGUAGCUUAACGACAAACAAGUGUGUGAUUGCUUUUAUCUUUAAGGAAAUAAUCUGCUCAGUUGAAUCACAUUUUUUUCCUUCAAGUAAGAAGCCAAAAAUCCUUUACAUUAGAGGUUGUACCCAAAAGUUUCAGGUUGUCAGGUUUCAAACGUGGGAACACAAACAUGCACCAACAUGACCCCACUUCUUGCAGUUCAUAGAUUGUGCGCAUGUGUAUCAUUGAUAUGUAUUGUACAUAUGUAUGAAUGUGAGAUCUUAAAAAUGGUGGAUAGUUUUAUCAUUCUGUAGCACAUUUCUCAUUAAGGGGUCUAUCAGUCAGAAUGCCUAUUACACCAGAAUUUGAUCUAUAACAAAUGGAAAAGGCUGUAAAGUCCUCCCAUUGAAACUUGGUCAUUGAAUGUUUUGUAUAUGGCUCGUUUAGUGACUGAAAAACCCACACUUGAACACAGUGUCAAACCACCCCCUCCUUUCAGUCCUAUUUUAAUGAUAUCAUCGAACAACUGCUAAUUAUUGUAUCAACAUUAUGUUCACUGCCUUGGUAUAAUUCCAGCCUGAAUGCUAUGUUUUGUUCAGGUUUAUCUUUACUUCCCUGUUUUUGAUUUGUUUUGUUUUUUUUUGGUUUUCUUUUUGUGACUUGUUUACUGUUUAUGGAUUAUUUUUCCUCAGCAGUCAUAUCAGUCCCUGUGAGGCCUACCCGUUCUUGUCUGGUGGUGUGCUUUCUCACCUGCAGCAGUACAUUGUGAAAGAGGAGCUUUUCUCAGUGUGUAUCACUAACUGAUCCAAAAGUGUGCAACUCGUCAGACAAACCCUUUAACUAGAGCUGUAAAUAUCACUAAAUAUGAAAUGCGCAUAUAUGUCCAAGCAUUGCUGUCUGUACAAUAUUAACUAAAUGAGAUGGCCCUGAAGAUAUAUUGUAAUAAUUAAACAUUAAUGGAAUUCAAAUGUGUGGUAAAUUGAGAUGCAUGUCAUUGACAUUUAAGGACUGUUGUUUGAUCAUUGGUGAACUUAAGACGUGCAGUCACUAGCAUUUUUCAGUUAUGCUCAAUGAAAUAAAAAUGUUUUGAAUCAG